GCUUCCCGAAGAACUCAGUUUAAGUCUCCCCACUUGUAAAGCAAUGCCAUUUCUCCUACCGUGUUCUAACAGCUUGCUCUGGGGGCUGCCGCAGCACACUGAAUUGCAUCACAUCAAUAAUAGGAAUCCAAUGAAGACAUUUUUCCAUUCUGUCUGGUGGGUGCUGUUGGGAAUAACCAUACUUACCUCCCCAGCACAUUGCUUUGUUUUUAAAAUCGGACUGCUUGGACCCUGGAACUGCGAUCCCUUCUUUUCCAAAGCCUUCCCCCACGCUGCUGCCAGGUUGGCAGUGGAACGAAUAAGCAAAGACCCCUCAAUAGAUCUUGGCCAGAGGUUGGAUUACGUGGUCCUGCAAGAAGAGUGUGAGACAUCAAGAGCCUUGGUUAGAUUCAAUGACUUGGGAAAGACUUCCUCAGCUUUCAUAGGCCCUUUGAAUCCUGGCUUCUGUGAGGAGGCUACAUAUUUAGUGGAAAACUGGAAUAAAGCCAUCUUCUCAUGGAUGUGCGUCAACUACAAACUGGAUUCUACCACCCACCACCCUGCAUUUGCCAGAACUCUGCCUUCUCCGACCCGAGUUUUGUUUACAAUAAUGAAAUAUUUUCAGUUGGCUCAUGUUGGCAUCAUCGCUUCCAAUCAGGCAGUGUGGAUGGACACCUCCAACAAGUUAGCGAGCGCACUCAGGAGCCAGGGGCUGCCUGUAGGCAUUGUUACAUCCAUGGGUAAGGGAGAAAAAGGCAUCGAAGACACUUGGAACAAGAUCAAAGAAGUUAGUGGCAUUAAAAUUAUCCUUCUGUGCAUGCAUUCUGUGCUCAUUGGAGGGGAGGAACAGGCUGCCUUACUCAAAAAAGCACAGGAAAUGGGACUAACGGAUGGAAGAUAUGUCUUCAUUCCAUAUGACACUUUACUAUACAGUCUUCCUUACCCAAACAACUCAUUCUAUGUCCUCGACAAUGACAGAAAGCUCCAGGAAGCUUAUGAUGCUGUGCUGACCAUCACACUGGAUUCUGGAAACUGGACAUUUUAUGAUGCAUUCAGGGAAGCUAAAGAAAAUGGUGAAAUAGCCAGUGAGCUAGAAGAUACACAGGUUUCUCCACUCUUUGGAACCAUCUACGAUGCCAUUUACUUCAUGGCCCUGGCAAUGAACAGUGCUCGGAGGAAUGGAGCCUGGGUCUCAGGAGCUAAUAUAACAGAGCACACAAGAAACAUCAGUUUCCACGGGUUUAGUCACUGGGUAGAGACAGACAGCUGUGGGAAGUGGCUGUGCAACUAUGUGGUACUAGACACAGAUGGUCAUGGGAGCCAGCUCUUCCCAACCCAUUUGUUGGACAUGUCUUCAGAGUCUGUAAAACCCCUAGGCCAUAACAUUCACUUUCCAAGUGGAGCCCCACCCAAGGAAGACUGCAGCUGUUGGUUUGAUCCAGAUGUUCUCUGCUCUGGAGGGAUUGAGCCUACAAUCAUGAUGUUGGGUGCAAUGCUUGUAUUUGCCCUGGUGCUGUGUGCUGUGGGCCUGGCUUAUCUCAUCAGGCAUAGCAUCCUGAACAGCCAGCUAUUCAGGGGUCCUAACAAGAUAAUUUUGACACUGGAGGAUCUCAUCUUCAUUAACCCAGAGCUGCAUAAAAAGAGACUAACCUUGGACAGUCUGACUGAUGCAAACAGCGUAGCAGCUGAAACCAGAAGCCAGAAAUCCACAAUCCACUCUGGUUCCUUGAAAAGCACUGCUGCCACCCAUGAAACCUCCAACGUGGCUUUGUAUGAGGGAGACUGGGUAUGGCUGAAAAAAUUUGAGACGGGAGCAGUUCACCACCUGCGGCAAAGCUCUACCAGCAUCCUGAGGAAGAUGAAAGAUCUACGUCAUGAAAAUGUGAAUCUGUUCCUGGGCUUUUUCUCUGACUGUGGCAUCUUUGCCAUAGUGACAGAGUACUGUUCCCGAGGAAGCCUGGAAGACUUGCUGAGAAAUGAAGAUAUGAAACUGGAUUGGAUGUUCAAGUCCUCCCUCCUGAUGGAUCUAAUUAAAGGAAUCAGGUAUCUGCACCACCGAGAUUUUGCCCACGGACGCCUGAAGUCUCGCAACUGUGUUGUGGAUGGACGGUUCGUGCUGAAGAUCACUGACUAUGGUUAUAAUGAGCUCUUGGAAGCCCAGAAAUGCCCUUAUGUUCAGCCACCCCCAGAAGAAUUGCUCUGGACAGCCCCCGAGUUACUGAGGGACCCAGACAUGCGCAGAAAAGGCACAUUCAAAGGAGACAUUUACAGCUUUGCGAUUAUCCUACAAGAAGUUGUUGUUCGUGGCCCACCGUACUGCACUUCAGACCUCUCAGCUGAAGAAAUUAUAAAGAAGGUGAAGAAACCACCUCCCCUGUGCCGCCCAAACAUAGCCCCUGAGAUGGCCCCCCUGGUGUGCAUCCAGGUAAUGAAGCAAUGCUGGGUUGAAGCCCCUGAACGACGUCCCACCUUUGAGGAGGUAUUUCAUAAGUUCAAAACCAUCAACAAAGGCAAAAAGACCAAUAUAAUUGACUCAAUGCUUAGAAUGCUUGAACAGUAUUCAAGCAACUUGGAAGAUUUAAUCAGGGAGAGGACAGAAGAGCUAGAGAUUGAAAAACAGAAGACAGAGAAACUCUUAUCACAAAUGCUUCCUCCAUCAGUAGCAGAAGCCCUCAAGACUGGUGGCACUGUGGAGCCUGAGUAUUUUGACCAAGUCACCAUCUACUUCAGUGACAUCGUGGGUUUCACAACCAUUUCAGCCCUCAGUGAACCCAUUGAAGUAGUUGACCUCCUGAAUGACCUUUACACCCUGUUUGAUGCUGUUAUUGGAAAUCAUGAUGUUUACAAGGUGGAGACCAUUGGAGAUGCCUACAUGGUUGCCUCAGGGCUUCCGAAACGGAAUGGAAACAAGCAUGCAGCUGAGAUAGCCAAUAUGUCCCUGGACAUCCUCAGCUCGGUGGGAACAUUCAAGAUGAGACACAUGCCAGACAUCCCCCUCAGGAUAAGAAUCGGCCUGCACACAGGGCCCUGUGUGGCAGGUGUGGUUGGCCUGACCAUGCCCCGCUACUGCCUCUUUGGAGACACAGUGAACACGGCAUCGCGGAUGGAGUCCACGGGUCUGCCUUACAGAAUUCAUGUCAGCCAAAGUACGGUGGAUACACUUCGGUCUCUAAACGAAGGCUAUGAAAUCGUUCCUAGGGGAAAAACAGAACUGAAGGGUAAAGGAGUAGAAGACACAUAUUGGCUGGUUGGGAAAAGAGGAUUUCUGAAGCCCUUACCUAAACCUCCUGAAAUAAAGCCAGGCCACAACUGGCCAGGCAUGUUGACCAGGAAACUUAAAUUUGUCCUAAGGAACACAAAGAGGACACUGACAAAAACAGCCUUUAAAGAAGUGGGGAGCAUAAAGGAGGCUGAGAUAAGUAUUGAAGAGGAAGAAAUCUGAGAACAACGAAGAACUAGUAAGACUGGGAUGGAUACUCUGAAGUCAACCCCAGCAGGGAAGCCCACACCCUACAUUUAGUUUCCUUCCACAUAAAGGAAGUAGAAUUGCUACAGCCUCAUAGCGUUGGCAGGUGGAUGAAUCCUGACCAUCAUUUUUGGUUGAAACUGGGCCCUGAUUCAUCGUGAUUUCACUUGUGCCAUUUUGGAAAGAGAGUAAUGGCGGUGGGUAGUACCACUUCUUCAUCAGUAUUCCAGUCAGUCAGAAAAUGUAGAACAGGCUAAACGCUUUGCAAUAAAUAGAUUUGUUGUUGCUGUAGGAAUCUCUGGUUUCACGAAGAUCAGUGCAAUUCACAAGGAAGUGUUUUUCACAACAACAAAAAAAGAUUUUUUACUCCCCCACAAAUGCAAAUUUUGAAUCAAAAUAUUUUGGUUGCUGUUAUGUCAAUUUAAGCUGGAACAGUUUCUUGUAAAUUGACAUUUCAGUGGCAAGUGCUGUUUUAAUGUUACCUUCAAACUGAAAUGACAGUUUUGAAACUAAACAGUUUGGUGUAAAUCAGUAUUUGUUUCCAAAUGCCAAAAUGUAAUUCUGAUCAAAAUGUCCAAAUAUGCCAUCUUUGCAAUUCCAGAUCUAAACUGAAAGACCUUUUUUUUUUUUUUCUUGCUUUACACACACACCUAUGUACUACAUCUAAAACAUUUCAUGCUCAUCAUCCCAAAGGAGGACGAAGAGAGAAUGUCAAGGUAUUGGAAAACUUGAGAGAUGCAGAGAUUGGAAAACUUGAGAUGCAGAGAAUGAUGUUCUGCUUUCCUUUAGCUGAGUGAUAACGAGACACGAAUUUUCUUAUCUUAAAAAGUGAGGCUGAGAGAAGGAAAAGUUCAUCAUUUAAUCAAUAAAAAAAGCCUGAAGCAUCACACUCUUUUUCCUCCCCAUUCUCUAAGUAGUUUCAAAGCCACCGUUGUUCAAAGUAAGCCAUCAGUGAGCAAAAGCAGCUUUUUGCCAAGGGCCAGCGCUUGGCCUGUAGGCACUGCCCACAGAGCACUCUUCAUCAGUGUCAAAUACUUUUGUUGUUGGCCACUUCUCUGUCCAUUUUUUUUUUUACUCUCUUUCUGUAUCUGACUUCUAACAAACUUCUGCGAAUUGUUAAUGUCUCUCCUGCCAGGCUGCAGAGAACUGUAGAUGGGGUAAUUUAAUCAAUAUUGCCACCAGAAGGUGCUCAUUUGAAAACACCAAGACCUUCCUCAAGCCCGAGUUAAACUCUUCUCAACAGAGGACCCAGGACUUCUACCAGUUAAACAGUUCCUACCAGUUUCUACCAAUUAAAUGAUAAAUAACAACCAACGACCCUCUUACAUUAUUGAAGUUAUAUUUAUAAAAGGAAGCAAGUCAGACACAAAAAGCUAACGAAGUUACUGUCAGAGCAGCUGAUUCACCAUAUUAAGUAUAACACGUGCACUGUCAAAGUCGUUCAUGUUAUAACUAUUAGUGAAAAUAGGAGGAAACUUUAUUCAUGCUCUUCAGAAUCCAGAUUUUACUCUGUGGCAUUGGUGUUUUUGGCACUAACUGUUGACUGUUUUGGAUGAAAGGUGAUAUUCCAGGUGGGAGAAGCUGGCAUUUGAAAGAUAGCUGUCAAAGGGCUGAUACGACACUUAAGUUGUCCAGCAGGGCUGAUGUGAGCUUUCACCUUCUGCACUCUACUUGCCCAUCCAGUCACAAAUUCAUAGAAUCAUAGAAUCAUAGAAUGGCCUGGGUUGAAAAGGACCACAAUGACCAUCAAGUUCCAACCUCCCUGCUACGUGCAGGGUCAUCAACCACCAGACCAGGCUGCCCAGAGCCACAUCCAGCCUGGUCUUGAAUGCCUCCAGGGAUGGGGUAUCCACAACCUCCUUGGGCAACCUGUCCCAGUGCAUCACCACCCUCUGAGUGAAAAUUCAUCCAGGAAUAGCAUGCUGUGGAAGAGAUGUAGGCCAAUACAUCCAGGGAAGGAUAUCAUCUGGGUAGCUCAGUGCAAAUUUGAGUUUAAAAUCAGCUUACGUGUAUUUUCCAUAAUUUUCCCAUAUUAAAAACAUUCAUCAGAGCUGUUCUGUUGCAUAGCUUUGUGGCUUACAACAACUUUCCUCUUGUCUAAAAAUGCUUCUCAGAUGUCACAGGCAGAAAUGCAUAUUUUCUAUGGGAGACUGAUGAUCUCCUCCACCUUUGCUUUUGACAUGGCAUUUCCUCUUAAGUAAGAGUUGGAUCAUUGGGUUUGCCUUGUGUAUGACUCUGUGUAUUCAAAUCUGGCCUCCAAAUGAAGAAAAACACCCACAGGAACAUGACCAAUUGGGUGGCAACCCUGCUCACAGGGGGUUGAAACUAGAUGAUCUUUGAGGUCCCUUCCAACCCAAGCCAUUCUCUGAAAGGAAAAUUAUCUAAGUAUAGCUCUGUGAGGUGCAGUCAGAGGCCCAAGAUAUCUGGCAGCUGCAGGAAUAUGAUGACUUCUCAUUGACCCAUUCAUACGACAGUGUAACAGUGAGCAGGCAGAAUAACCUUCUAUUUCUGAUAUAUGUUAAUUUAACGAUUCUAAAUGCACGAGGAAAAAAAAAACCAACAAUGCAGUAACAACUAUAAAACAACUCUUCAGUUGGCAGCGAUGUCUAUUUUCCACCUUCAAAUAUCUACAUAUAAGCAUGGAUGCAUAAGACGUGUUUCAGUCUUGGGUAUCCUGCUUUUGAUUUCAUACUUACACACUAAAAAUAAUCUUCUGAGUGUAUUUUUUAUUGCAAAAAGAGACGUUUUAAAGAAAAUAUUCCAUAGCUGUAAACUUUUUCCAGCUGAAGAGCAUUUGUGCAAGAAGAUUUCAAUCUGCCCUUCUGCACACAAUUUUUGAAUUCUUUCUUCAGCCUGUUGUCUUCAGAAAUAAACAGCAUUCUUUGAAUUUAUUAAAAAAAAUAAUGCAACAGUCAAUCUGUGGGAAAAGGGAGCAGAAAGGCAAAGUUCUGAUCACUGACGACUUGAGUAAUCCCAAGAUAAUUCUGAAUUUGCUUUGAAGCCAGCGGUGUUUUUUUAACUCUUAAUUCCAACAGGAAGAGGCCAUGGACUCAUCCCGAAGUGUGAUAACCUCUGCUGUUAGAAGGCUAUAAAACACAUUUAUAAUUUCCUGUCCAGACAGGUUUAGGUUUAUGCAUGAGAUUUCUUACUGUACUAAACGUAAGCAUUGUAUCACACUCUUUUCUUGUUAUUUUGCUCCUAAAAUAGUGUUUGGAUGUUACAAGAGGAAGACAUUUGCUGGAAGCAACAAAUGUGAGUUUUCUAGCUCUGCAGACAGCAUCUCAGGUGAUCGUGGACAGAUCUCUUGGUUGAUUUCUUGGACAGUGAGGCAUGCACUCAGGACACCACUAUCAACCAGUGACUGCAGGAAGGUUUACUGCUCAUUUUAGAGGAUAAAUUUUAACGUAGUCAUGCAAAUCUGACAUGCUGACAGCUGUAGGAGGUGCACUUAUGUCCAGUUCACACUGCCUCAAAAUAGUUUAUAUUUCCUAUAGGAUCUACCGUAUUUUUAACAGUGAAUUAAAUCCAAAUGGCAAUAAAGAUCUUUGGAGACCUGUUCCUGUGCAUGAAAGUCUUGCUCUUCUU
This is a messenger RNA of Gallus gallus (chicken), 7030 nucleotides long. It is a transcript of the gene GUCY2D, whose product is annotated as guanylate cyclase 2D, retinal. The transcript is spliced from 18 exons. NCBI's taxonomy places the organism in Eukaryota, Metazoa, Chordata, Aves, Galliformes, Phasianidae. Gene Ontology annotation, biological process: intracellular signal transduction; receptor guanylyl cyclase signaling pathway; protein phosphorylation. Gene Ontology annotation, molecular function: guanylate cyclase activity; protein kinase activity; ATP binding. The record is from RefSeq and is a predicted model, not a curated record. The coding region runs from base 44 to 3421 and encodes 1125 amino acids.